GGCUGUGGAGCGCGCAGCUCGGGAGAAAGUGCGUCCACUUGCUGUGCUGUGUGUUCGUCAGUCCCGAUGAAAAGGCAGUCAAAGACCGCUGCCUUUCAGUGACUGAGAUUCGAGUGCGGGCGCUAGAACAGAGGGGAUCAUGGGUAAAUGCGUGGCGCUCUGCGUCCUCCUGCUGGCUCUCGCUCACGCCGCGCGGAACCAGAGCCGGAGGAAAAAGACUCAUACUCCCAGCAACCUCCUGGAAGAGGUCAAAGACGCGGCCUGCCCGCUGGACGUGGCGUUCCUGCUGGACGGCUCGGAGAAGGCCACGACGCUGCAGUUUGAGAAGCAGCGGGCGUUCGUGCGCAUGUUCGCGCAGACGCUGCUGCAGACGCAGACGCUGCUGCAGACGCAGACGCAGACGCAGACGCAGACGCAGACGGUCCGGCUCGCCGUGCUCCAGUACAGCAGCUCUGUGUCGGUGGAGCAGAGCCUGGCGGACUGGCGGGAUCUGGGCACGUUCCACAGCCGCGUGGGCCGCAUGGCGUUCCUGGGCCAGGGCACCAGCUCGGCCUACGCCCUGGGGAACGCCACGGAGAUGUUCGCCCGCGAGGCGCCGGCCUCCGGCCAGCGGGUGGCGCUGUUGAUGACCGACGGCGAGGACGACCCCGACGCCCCCAGCGCCGUCGCCAUGGCAGCCCGGGCCCAGCGGGCCGGCGUGCGCGUCUACGCCCUGGGGCUGACGGACCGGGCCCGGGACCCCGCCAACAGCGCCACGCUGCACUCCAUCGCCAGCGACCACAGCCACGUCCUCAGCCUCACGGACACACACCUGCACCAGCGACUGCUGGAGGAGAUGGAAAAGGUCACCAGAGAUGGCGUGAGCGGAAAGGCGUGGGUCAGAGCUGGAGACAAAGAGAUCAGGGGUCAGAGGUCGGGCGAGGGGAUUUCCCCACAGUGCGAGUGUAACUCACACGGGCCACAGCAGGCAGCCGUGUUCUGGCAGCUGUACCUACAGCCGGGAGGAUCUCUCGCCGAAGGGGUAAAAAGGGGGAUGUUGGAAGGCGAGGUGCCCCUGGACCCAAAGGAUCGAGGGGAGAACAUGGACACAACGGUUUUCAGGGAAGUGAAGGAAUUCAGGCCGGGGGGGCGGGGAGACAAGGGCCAACGGGGAGAGCGAGGAGCUCCAGGAGAAAAGGGAUCUCAGGGCCCAGACGGACCUGUGGGAGCCCUGGGAGCUGUCGGAGGACGGGGGCCGCCGGGGCCAGCUGGCGAUCAAGGACCCUCGGGGCUGGAAGGACCCAAAGGGGCGGAUGGGCCCAGCGGAUUAACGGGAUUACCUGGGAAUCCUGGAAUCGGGAGCCCAGGACCGAAGGGUAACAAGGGGACCGUGGGCCGGCCCGGAUUACCUGGACCUGCAGGGGCGGGGGAACCAGGCCUGUCUGGUCUUCUUGGAACUCCAGGGCUGCAGGGGGCAGCGGGCGUUCCAGGAGAGGGUCUCCCAGGGCCAAAGGGAGACCGAGGGCUUGAAGGCCGCGCGGGGCAGCGAGGGCCCCCAGGAGUCGGGGUGAAAGGUGAUAAGGGCGACGCAGGAAGGCAGGGGUUGCCGGGGGCGACCGGAGUUCCAGGAUCAGGGAUCCAGGGAGAGAAGGGCGUCCGGGGCCCAGUGGGGCCCCCCGGCUCCAGAGGAGCCCCUGGGGUGGGGCUAGUCGGACCCAAGGGAAAUCACGGAUUCCCAGGAGAACUAGGACCGCCAGGAACCAGGGGGCUGGGGGAGCUGGGUCUCAAAGGGGACCCUGGUCCGAACGGGACAGCCGGGUUUCCCGGGAUACCAGGAGAGGACGGGGCCGUGGGUCAGAAGGGUGAAACGGGCCUGCAGGGACCGCGAGGGCCCGAGGGAGAGCCGGGUAAAGGUGAACCAGGCGAAAAGGGCGACCGAGGGGACCGGGGCCACAGAGGACUCCCAGGAGUGAUGAGCUCUGUGGGGCCGGCGGGCGCCAAGUCACACCUGGGGCCCCCUGAAACACAACUGGGGCCCCUGAUCCACACCUGGGGCCCCCUGAGACAUCUGGGGCCCCCUGAGUCACACCUGGGGCCCCCUGAAACACACCUGGGGCCCCGGAGUCACACCUGGGGCCCCAGGCUGGAUGAGCAACCUGUCAGGGGGGAGCCUGGAAUUCUAGGCCCACCGGGGUUGCCGGGGCCAACAGGGAGGAGCAUAGCGGGGCCAAAGGGUGACCCCGGUCCUCCUGGGCUGGCUGGUCCUACAGGGGAGGCAGGAAUCGGGACGCCCGGACCCAAGGGGGACAAAGGACUUCCCGGACCAGUGGGUCCAGUGGGAUUAAGAGGAGAAGGGUACAUUGGACCUGAGGGAUCUGCUGGAGUGCUGGGGCCGCCUGGAGAGCCAGGCCCGGAGGGGAAAGGGAUCCCCGGCCCCAAGGGAAACAGGGGCAUUCCCGGGACCCAGGGGACUUUGGGGCCCCCAGGAAUCGGACUACUGGGCCCCCCGGGUCCCCCGGGGCAGCUGGGGCUGAUUGGACCACACGGACAGGCAGGAGACGGCAUUCAGGGACCGAAGGGGGAGCUGGGGUUCACGGGCAUAGCUGGCCCCCGAGGGGCCCCCGGACAGGGUCGUCUGGGACAGAAGGGAAGCCCGGGGCCCACUGGUGAGCGGGGCAGGAAGGGAGAGGGCGGAGUCAUGGGGGCUUCAGGUUCACCUGGAGGCAGGGGGAACCCUGGGCAGAAGGGAGAUCCUGGCCUGACGAAAGAGGAAGUCAUUGACAUCAUCAGAGAAGUUUGCGGGUGUGGGAUUGGCUGCAGUGAGAAGCCCCAGGAGCUGGUCUUCGUGAUCGACAGCUCAGAGAGCGUGGGUCGUGAGGACUUUGAGCGGGUGAAGGGCUUUGUGUCGGCGCUGAUGGAGCGCGUGCCUGUGAGCUCGACCGCCACGCGCGUGGGCGUGGUGCAGUACGGCCGGGUCGCCGCGGUGACGGCCGGGCUGCGGCAGGGCUGGGACGGCGAGGCCGUGAAGCGGGCGGUGAGGGAGAUGCCCUACCUGGGCGAGGGCAGCAGCACGGGCGCCGCCCUCCGCAGGGCGCUGCAGGUACUGCAGGCGGCGCGCGGCGGGGCCAGGCGGGUGCUGCUGCUGGUCACGGGCGGACAGACGGACGGCGGGGACCGCGCGGCCCUGCGGGACGCGGCUCAGGACGCCCGCGCCGCCGGGGUGGAGGUGUUCGCCGUGGGCGUGGCCGGGCCCACGGACCCCGCGUACGCACAGUUCCUGUCGGAGAUCAACGACGUGGCGUCCGACCCUGUGCAGGACCACGUCUUCAUCAUCAGUGACUAUAAGACCCUGCCCAUGUUGGAGGUGAAGCUGCUGAGUCGGAUCUGCGAGUAUUCCCAUGAUUCCAUCUUUUCGGCCAUCGUGGACUCCAUCCUGCCCUCUGGCCCGGGACGCCCCCCCCUCCCCCCCCCACCCCGCGGGGACACGCCCGCCCCGUCUGAGGACCGGCUGAACGCCCUGACGGAAGGGGCCUCGUCACCACAGCCCCGCCCCUCCACCACCGGCCCCCACACCACAACCAACUGGCAGUAUGUUCCGGAAACCACGGGGGGCCCAACCGACCAGCUCCCCCCCCACACCCAGAACAGCUUCACACCCGACGUGGGGUGUGGGGAGGAUCUGGACCCAGGCUCUUGUAGAGACUAUGAGGUUCAGUGGUACUACGACUCGGUGGCCAACUCUUGCGCCCAGUUCUGGUUCGGCGGCUGUGAGGGGAACAGGAACCGCUUUGAGACGGAGGCCAACUGCAUUACCGCAUGCGUCCGGAGCCCGACAUGACCCUGAAAACACACACACACACACACACACACACACACACAC
This is a messenger RNA of Conger conger (European conger), 3859 nucleotides long. It is a transcript of the gene col28a1a, whose product is annotated as collagen, type XXVIII, alpha 1a. Gene Ontology annotation, molecular function: serine-type endopeptidase inhibitor activity. The transcript is spliced from 36 exons. The record is from RefSeq and is a predicted model, not a curated record. The coding region runs from base 140 to 3817 and encodes 1225 amino acids. NCBI's taxonomy places the organism in Eukaryota, Metazoa, Chordata, Actinopteri, Anguilliformes, Congridae.